UCACGUACCACUACCGACUACGUGUACUUUUCAACCAUGAGCGCGUAUCCGGCAUAUGUUAUGGGCACUUUGUGCAUAGUUGGCGGCGUCACUGGCUUUGCAAGAACGCGGUCUAUUCCGUCUGUCGUUGCUGGAGUUGGUGUUGGGCUGUUGUACCUUUGGAGCGCUGAGGCUAUCCGUAAAGGAACUGCGAACGGUCUGGAAGCUGCUCUUGGCGCUUCUGCUAUCUUGCUCCUUUCUUCGGCACCCCGCGCUGGAAAAGGACCCGUCCCAGCAAUGCUUACAGCGACAUCUGCUCUCGCUGGCGCGUACUAUGGGAAGACUGUGUAUAAUGUUCGGUCUUGAAGAAUAAUUUAUCGCGUACAGCUGGAAUAUCGUGUUCUCCACUCAGUCAUGUCACAAUUGCUAUCCGUGUUUGCAUUGUCCUAAAUGUUAUUCUUGUCCUUCAAGGUCCACUCAGAUGCAAAAUGCGUCUUCCCUUCCCUUCGCAAGACAGGAUGUCACCA
This is a messenger RNA of Fomitiporia mediterranea MF3/22, 506 nucleotides long. RefSeq lists its product as uncharacterized. The transcript is spliced from 5 exons. Gene Ontology annotation, cellular component: membrane. Bases 37 to 345 code for a protein of 102 amino acids. Lineage: Eukaryota; Fungi; Basidiomycota; Agaricomycetes; Hymenochaetales; Hymenochaetaceae. The record is from RefSeq and is a predicted model, not a curated record.